Cyphellophora attinorum is the source of this 3747-nucleotide messenger RNA. RefSeq names its product Condensin complex subunit 2. The record is from RefSeq and is a predicted model, not a curated record. Gene Ontology annotation, molecular function: chromatin binding. Lineage: Eukaryota; Fungi; Ascomycota; Eurotiomycetes; Chaetothyriales; Cyphellophoraceae. Gene Ontology annotation, cellular component: condensin complex. Bases 1 to 3747 code for a protein of 1248 amino acids. The transcript is spliced from 3 exons. Gene Ontology annotation, biological process: mitotic chromosome condensation.
AUGCAGACCGCCCCGAGCCACGUCGGCGACAUCAACACUUGGUCAGAGUUGUUUGACAUGAAACGCCGCGGGAACACUCCUUCUAGCGUUAGCUGCUUCAACGAGAAAGCCACAUUGAUCAACUUGCCACAAGAGCUGCUCCUCGUGAUCUUCCGCGCUGCUCAAGAGCCGAAUUUGAUCCACACUUGCAGAUACUUCUAUUGCUCUUUGCCAAACUUUGUCGAAUACACAAAGGAUCUGGUCGCCUUCGCAUUCGGCACACGGGACUCGGACAGCUGGCUAUGUACGAGGGAGUUCCGUCCAUGGGCCUCGUUUGUACCACCAUGUUUGAACUCUGAGUGGGCUAGUAUGGAUCGUGCUGCUUUGCAAGAACAAGUCGGCAGAAGCUCCUGGUUGAAGGUCGCACACAUCAGCCAUAUGUUCCCCGCUUUGUUCCGGUAUGCCAUUCAACAGCGUAUCCUAGAGGACACGAAUAUUGUCAUGACGCCACAAUCAAGAGCUCAAGUGGAAGACUUGUUUUCCUUCAACUUAGAGCAGCUGCAAGAGUUCGAGAUGGUCACCAUUGAUGCUACAAUAAAGGGCGAACGUCGUGAGAUAUGGCUCGCAAACAGUCCACUCACGUAUAUGUGUUUCAAUGACCUCGGACCUGCAGAGCCCGACGACGAUGUGGAAUCAGAAAGGUACUAUGAUAACUUCGACGGCAAUGCAAGGGCGUUCGACUGGUGGUCCAAUCCAAACACUGCCAGUGCAAUGCCAGUGCCAGCACUCGAACCACUUGCGACUCGACCAUACGAAAGCAGGCUCACUUGCACAACACAAGAGCUGCUGCACUCAGUCGCAUCAAGUGACGCGCUGCGAGAUCGCGCUUUCGAUCACGACGCCACUAAAAUGCCUCGAGUUGCAAACCCGCCUGCGGGUAGCCGAGCAACCCGAAACAUGAUGGCAACGCCUCACAAAACCUCAUCAAUGAAGCUUGCACUCAAUGACGACAAGGGCGAGAAAGCCGCCAGACGACAGGCACUACAGGAGAUACAUCUGAACGAGGCCCGCUCUGCCGCGUCUCCCAUGCGCAAGAUCAACCAGAGCGCGCGCAAUCGCGCCGCCUCAGACUCGCCCCAGACUCCACGAACAUCCAAUGCCAACGACUUGCGUCGACGAAUAUCAAGACGAGGUCAGCACAAUGGAGAGCCCAACAGUCCUGGUCAGCUCGAUGUGAUCGGCACCGGCGCAGUCACUCCCAUGAAACGCGUGCCUAUACUGGCAAACUUUGAAGAAUGGAUGAAAAUGGCAACAGACAACAAGAUCAAUGCUGCCAACAGCUGGAAUUUCGCCCUUAUCGACUAUUUUCAUGACAUGAGUCUGCUCAAGGAGGGCGAUGGAGUCAACUUCCAGAAAGCUAGCUGUACACUCGAUGGUUGCGUUAAGAUCUACACUUCAAGAGUCGACAGUGUCGCGACUGAGACUGGGCGACUGCUAUCCGGGUUGGCCGAUGGGGCGGAGGGCAAGGGAAAGAAGACUCGCGAAAGCGGCGAGGACGACGAAGAAGGCGAAGACGAGGACGAAGACGAGGAGGGCAACAAAAAACCAAGGGAAAAGAAAGCUGCAAAGUCACACGAGGCCACCCUUGCACCCAGCUUCGCCAGUCUGCAACUGAAGAAGUUAGAGCUGGAAUUCGCUGUCGAUCCGCUCUUCAAGAAGGCUUCAGCAGAUUUUGAUGAAGGUGGCGCCAAAGGCCUCCUUCUCAACCAUCUGAGCAUUGAUUCUGAAGGUCGGAUAGUCUUCGACAGCAGCGAUGACGCCGGUGAUCAGGCGUUGAACAACGACCAGCCAACUGAGCAGGAAGAUGCACACAGUGAGCCAUCUCCAGAGUCAGGCCCUCCUGAAGAGGCGACAAAAGUGUCAGAAGCGCUAGAAGAGGACGCUGACAUCGAUCUUGACUCUCUGGCAAUCAGAUUCUUUCCCGACAUGUCGGUACUAGAUACGCAGGAUAUUUGUCCAAGCAUGAAGACCUUCACUUUGGGAUCGGCUGACCUGACACUACCCUUUGCGAAGGCACCGGAAGACUGGCGUGAGAAAACAAAAGAGCCUGGGUCACCACAUGCACUCGAUUCUGGUCUGGACCUCGCAGAGCAAUCCGGCAUCUUCCUACACGACGCGCCAGUCCUUGGCUUCGACGACGAUGACGAAGGAAUAGGCGGCUUCGACAUGAAUAUGCCAGACAAUGUCGGCUUUGGAGAAGGCGGCGAAGCUUGGGCUCGAGAUGCUGCACUCGAGAACCAGCUGCAACCAGUGCCAGCUGGCGAAGAGCUUGACGACAAUCUCAUUGACGGAGACGAUGGCUAUGCAGUCAGUCUUGAUCACCGAGAUCGUUUCCGGAACGAUCAGGUCGAACAUGAAGGUCUUCUCGAAUAUUUCUCAAAGGCGUUCAACUCAAGAGCCAAAGUUGGGACCAAACAAUUCGUCACCUUAGAGAAUUGGCGGAUUCACAAAUUGCAGAAGGCGCGAUCGUCAGAAGGACCGGAGACUGCUAAGCCGACGCGUACUCGGAAAGAGAAAGAGCCAUUCUUCAUUGAUUUCAACGGCCCUAUUUCUUCAACACUGCAAGAUCUGCUGGACGCUCCACCUGUCAGCAAUAGUCAGAUUAGCCUACCGAAAGCCUCACGAAAGACCAAGGGUCGCAAUCUAUUGGAUCGAGAUGAUGAGAUGAUCGAUGUCAAGAACCUCAUGCGACUUUGGAUCAAGCCACGGUGUCGUGUAGGACGACGCAAGAAUGGUGGCUAUGGUGUCGUUGACGAAGGCUUCGGUGCUCGUGGCAAGCAGCAGAGCGAGGACCAAGACGAAGGCCGGAAAGGAGACUACGACGCAAAUUUCUUCGCUGAGGGUGAGGACGCACUGCCGUUUGAUGGACCACUCCCGAUCGACGAUGACGACGACGACGGCCUGGGCUUUGGCAUCGACGAAGGUCUCGGCAUCAAUGGCAACGAUGACUUCGUCGAUGCGCGAGAAAUGCUCUCUCCAGGUCCAGAAGGACAACUACAAGGCGACUUGGACGCGACACUCGCACUCGAGGGUCUAGGUCUAGGCCAAGACAAUUUGCUCGCCAGCGCGGAAGCUGCAGAUGCAGCCGGGCUGGUGGGCUCGCAAGCACUCCUGCCGGACGGCGAUCUUCCACCUGGCAGCUUCGGCAGUCAGCUCGUCACACAGCAGGGCAGACGCAUGCGGCCAGAGUAUGUCAACUACGCGCGUACAGCCAAGAAAGUUGACGUUCGACGCUUGAAAGAAAAUAUGUGGAAAGGCAUGGCAGGGCCUCUUAUGAAGGAUAUUGAUGCUGCCCUUGCCAAGAACACCGCUUUUGCUCCACAGCAGGCCGAGAACGAUGGCGACGUGGACAUGAUGGAGGUUGAUCAGGAUUCAGCCACGGAUACUCCAGGACCAGCAACGCCGCAAAACGGUAACGUAGCUGAUCUGAAAGAAGGCGAAGUCUUGAAGUUCACACAAAUGAUCUCGGAUCUGCAGAAGGUUUACCCGGCUCAGCAGAUGAAGGACAUCAGCACGAGCUACUGCUUCAUCUGUCUGCUCCACUUGGCAAAUGAGAAGGGCUUAGUGCUGGAAGGCGACGUGCUCGGCGAUGCUGAUAGUCAAGAGCAGGCGUUGGAGAAUGCCCAGCAGCACCAGCAGAAGGGACUGAUGCAGGAGAUCCUGGUGCGGAGGGAUCGGAGUGUCGGUGAGGGCUACGAGGGCGAGUGA